AUGCAUUCCGCCCCUCACCCCCCGGCUGCGCAACUCGCAGGUUCAGAAGGCGAAGUCAAAAUUCUAGCAACUGGUCCACCACAGAAUUAUCCACUAUGGAUGACUCAGACUCAGCAGCCAUGGCCGGCUGGCACUACAUUCGUCCAAGGCGUACCAUCGGCACCUUUCUACUCCCCUUACCACCCACAAGUAGCACCAGUCAGUGGUUACCACGCAAACCCAUACUUCUAUGCCAACCCCAACUUUCUGCCUCAUCCAUUACACAACGGUGUGUUUGUGCCGCCCGGAAACGCAAUUCCAUAUACCCUCCGGCCAGUGGUAGAACCGGUGUAUCUAUACCCCGGGCUCAGCACACCGAUGUCACAACCUGUGCACUAUCCGCCAGUGAAUGAAGGUAGUUGGAAUCUGAAUGCAGCACCAUUCACACCAAAACCAAGCACUUCCCACACAAAUAUGCCAACACCAGUGACACAAGUCGAUCCACCUAUUACUACAGAUACUGUCGCCGAUGAGUCAUCUUUGAAUAUUAACACGAGGGCUUUAAACGUAGAGGGAGUAACACAACAAUCGCCUUCACCUGAGAAUAGAGAAAUUCCGAAAAGCCAGGCUGCGGAGCUUAAAGCCCAGCAUCUUGCCUCUCCUAAGACUGAUAGUACACCUGCCCGGGUAUUCAAAUUAUAUAAACCUGCUGAAAAGAUUCCUAGCGUACAAGUUCAACCACUAAGGACAACCGAGCUUGAUCCCCCUCGACCUGAGACAAAAACCAACCCAGGGCCAAAUGAACGAGCCGAAUCCGACCCUACUCAUCCCGAGGAAGUAACAGGACAGCCAUCGUGUUCUGAAACCGAAAUUAAACCAAGCGAAUUUACAAUCCAGACGUCCAACACCAAGGGUUCGAGUGUAACUCCAAAAGGAAAGAAAUCGAAAAAUGUCAGAUCAAGGGGAAAGGGCGGUCCAAUUAAAUUAUCGCCCGAUUCGGUUGAAGAAAUUGGUAACCCGAAAGACCAGCCAGAAGAAAUCAAGAACCAUUUGCCAAACCUUUUGGGAACAUCUCAAGUGCACGAAUUGACGUCGGAUCAAAUUUUCGCGCGGGAAAAUGACCCUGACCAAUUGGAAAAUAAGACUCAAAUUCUCAAGCAAAUCUUGAACAUUCAGCCUGCUGUUCAUGAUGAAAGUGUCCCUAAAGAAGAAAUGGCAGUCGCGGAGGCUGAAGACGGUUCGCAUAACACAAUGAGCAACGGAGAAGAAGAAGCUCGAACACUCGCGCAAUCAGAAAAUAAUUCUCGUCUCAAAGUUAUGAGUACCAUACCGAAUGAUGAGGGUUUGGCUACGAGUGCCAAAGAACGAUCUGUAUCAGAUACUGACCAAGAGAUACCUAGAGAAGUCGCUCCAUUUUUGCCUCCUCUAGGAUCCACUCGUGAGAUCAAGCCAGUAGGAAUUCUAGAGGGCCCCUCGCCUGAAUCGAGUAGCCCGGCAAAAGAUCAACAGGUACUUGACGAAUCUCCAAUGUCUUCUUCAGGUACACUAGGUUCUGAAACGGGGCAACCCCCGUCAAUCGAUGAAAAAGAGUUUCCAUCAUUACUAGCUCCUCCAAAAGAAGUACUCGAUGUCGGUCAGAAAUCGAGGACAAUUCCUAGAGCUCAACCUCAGACAAUCAAAAUCCCGAAAAAGACCUCACAAAAGUCAAAGAAGGCUGCAUCUAGAGCCGCUUCUGCCGCUCAAACCAACGAAAAGACCAAAUAUUCCGCUCAAGCCCCAACUGACAUUCUCUUGCAAAAUAUCCUCAAUGAUAAGCCUGAGGGAUUCAUAGACAAGACGCGAAUGCUUGUACAUCACUUACUCCCUGAUAGGCCGUCCUCAUCAACUAAAAAGGCACUAGAACCGCCGAAAGAGAGAAAAAAUAGAGUUCCUGUCAAGGCGCCUCCAAACAAGGCAGAAGAUGAAAAGGCUGAGACUACCAGCUUGGAUCCUUUGAAUCUUGAGGGCCCGGAAAAUCGCAAACCACCUUCCUCUCCGAUUGUCGCUGAAGAAAUCAGAGGCAGGGUGGCCAAUGUAAAAUUGGAUACAGAUUUGAAAAGUACCCUGACUCUUGCUCGAAAAGAAAGCGCAGCUCCAAAGUUGGAAACAGCUGCCAGUCCCAAGGCAAUUCAAGAAUCGAAAACCCAAGUUGACUCCAAAAUACCGAAAUCCGAUGCUAGAAUUAUUACAGAAGGCACUUCCCAGGGAGCCCUGACAGCUGAAAGCAAUCCCACCCAAAGAAACAUUGAAUCCUCCAAAAAAUCUUCAGCCGCUCCUGUUCAACUUCCAGCCAAGAUUCUCCCAAUCGAAAAAAAAUCCCGAAGGGAACAACUACCUCCAUCGAAAGGACAAAUUGCAAAUGAAGGGUUCAACACUCCGAUAAGGAAUGCCCUUGAAGCAGUGGUCGAAAAAUCUCGACCCGAUUCGCCUGGAUCACCGUCUUUAGUGAAGCAGUCUCUUGCAAUGACAGACUCGGCUCUUCGGGAUGAUCUGUCAAGGAUAGAAAGUUCGAUGGCAAUCUCUCCGGUACUUCAAAUCAAAUCAAAUGAUCUCAAAAACAAGGCAAUCAUCCAGGAGGAAGCGAUCAAGCCGAUGAUAGCCUCUAAAAGUAAAGCUAAACUGACAUCGGAAACAGAGACAUCUCACCCGGACAAACAAGUUUCUGAUGUGUCUCAAAAGAAUGGAUUAGGCCUCCCUCCGGUUCUUGGUGGCACUCUCCCUGAUCGAAGCAUCCAAGCAAAAGCUGAAACAUCUUUAAAGCCACAGUCAGAUCAUCUUACUAGGAAUCAAGCAGCUCGAACUUCCUAUGAAAAAUACAAGGAAAUUCGUGAACUUAAAGAACCGCAUUCAGAUCUCCACUGGAAAUUUCGCGACAUUCGACUUGCUCCCUCAGAGAUCAAAAUUUCAUCGGGAAAGCGGCUUUCAAGAAGAGAACAACAUAAUAUUUCCUUUGCUAAUGCGUGCAAGUGGUUUGGCAUGGAUAAAGCAAUAAAAAUGGAAGAAGAAAAAGUGGAUUUGCACAUCGCAAAUACGUUGGCGAUUUUCAUCAAUCCAAAAAAUACCGCAUUGUACUCUGGCAUAGAUCCGAAGCUUGAUCCUGAUAUGUUUAAGGUAUUGCUUAAAGACUGGAAUGAAAACAGGCCGAAAUACGACAAGGCCAAAAUAUGGGUUGCAGAACCACUUGGACCUGCUGAAGGCCCAAGACGGUCUUUGAUAUUAGAGAAGACGUUUUUUAAGCACAAUGCUGCAAAAGAGUGGGCCAAGGAAAGGAUGAAGCAUCAAAUGCGCGACUUUCAGUUAACAUUGCUAGAAUACGGCUUGGGGGUUUCUUCAGAUCCAUCUUACUUUUACAACAUCCCAAGGUACUCAUAUUGCAAGCUCAAUCCAGAUGUAAAAGAAAGUCUCAACCGAGCAAUGGGGAAUGUGAGCGGUCAAAGAAGGUACGACUUUGCGGAGAAUUUGCUAAAUCGUUCCAUUUAUUCCCGAUGGUGGGCAAGAUAUAAUCUCGAAGAAGCAAGUGACAUGUUUGGUUUAGAUGCUUUCACCAUCAUCCAGAUAGGAGAUGCACUCAAUUUCGACGGCAAACAUUUGAAUUUUAUGUGGCCAAAUUCAGCCGCAGAAGCCGAUUUGUCCUUUGCAAAAUUAAUCCGAAUUUUUUCAAAUAAAGACGAGGCACUGGCAAGGCAAAUAGUGUCAAUUAAACCGGAAGAACGAAAACCCACAGAAUUACCGGUACGAAAAUGGAUUGAUUCAUCAGAACGAGAAUGGCUGAUUCAUAUGCCUGGCAAUUUAUUCCAAAAAAGACUUCAACGCCUAAGCUAUUAUGUAUGGGAUUUCGAAAAAAAGGCCAUGGGGAGCUUCCCCAAGUCUACAGCUGAAAUAAACUUUUCCCUCAAUGGCGAUUUGUUGGGUAGAGACGGUUAUCGACUGGGAUAUGAAUUGCUCUGGUGUAACAACGGAAUGGACUUAAACUCAUUCUUCUGGCGGUUUGACGGUUGGAAGCCCCCACGCCCUCAAUUACGCCAGGAGGUUCAGAGAAUGUCACCAGCUGAGAAACUUGCUGUGGCCGCUUGGAUCACGAAGAAGCCAGAAGCGGGUUCUAGAAUUUCCUUACACAACUUGCUAAAGAAAAUUAGAAACUUGUCUCCCUUUUGA
Molecule: messenger RNA, 4173 nt
Organism: Puccinia triticina
Lineage: Eukaryota; Fungi; Basidiomycota; Pucciniomycetes; Pucciniales; Pucciniaceae
Exons: 4
Coding region: 1-4173 (1390 amino acids)
Source: RefSeq, a predicted model, not a curated record